AUGGCCUACGAGAAAGAGCUCAAGGUCGCCCAGUUGGCGGUGGCUCGUGCUGCUAUAUUGACCAAAGCUGUUUUCCACGAAAAAGCCAAAGGCACAGUGUCCAAAGAUGACAAGUCUCCUGUGACGAUUGGCGACUUUGGUGCCCAGGCUUUGAUAAUUGCCGCAAUCAAGCACAAUUUCCCCUCCGACGAGGUCGUUGGAGAAGAGGAGGCCUCAUCACUCCGCGACCAGAAAGACCUUUCGUCCAAGAUCUGGAAUCUGGUCAAAGAUGCCCAACUAUCCGAUGCCGAGAGUGAUGCACUGCUGGGUGGACCCAUCAAGAGCGAAGCACAAAUGCUCGAUGCGAUUGACAUGGGCAACAGUGCUGGUGGUAACAAGGGCCGCAUAUGGGCCUUGGAUCCUAUCGACGGCACAAAGGGUUUCCUCCGUGGUGGCCAGUACGCCGUAUGUCUUGCUCUCAUGGUCGAUGGUGAUGUCAAGGUUGGUGUCCUGGGAUGCCCAAAUCUCCCAGUGGAUGAUUCAGCGCCCUUGACCGAGGACAUGGGCUCGGCUGCCACCGAUGCCGAAGGGAAAGGCGUCCUUUUCUCAGCCGUGCAGGGCGAGGGCGCAACUUCACAGCCCUUGACCAAAGGCCCAGUCGCCAAAGGUCAGCCAAUUCAUGUCAGCAAGAUCUCAAACGUCAGCGAGGCUGUCAUGUGCGAAAGUGUCGAACCAGGUCACAGUUCUAAAGGCGAUAAUGCGCUGAUUGCUGAGAAACUCGGCAUCACGGGCAAGCCGGUUCAGAUGGACAGCCAGGCCAAGUAUGGGUCCGUUGCGCGGGGAGCCGGAGACUUGUACCUGCGGCUGCCUGUGCGAAAGGACUACAUUGAGAAGAUCUGGGAUCAUGCUGCAGGAGACCUGAUUGUGCGAGAGGCCGGAGGCCAGGUCACGGACGUAACGGGCAAGACAUUGAACUUCAGUCUGGGAAGGACAUUAACGGAAAACAAGGGUGUGAUUGCAUCGCCAGCGAAUGUGCACGCUGAAGUGCUCAAGGCGGUACAGGAAAUCCUGGCUGCAAAAUGA
Molecule: messenger RNA, 1062 nt
Organism: Exophiala spinifera
Lineage: Eukaryota; Fungi; Ascomycota; Eurotiomycetes; Chaetothyriales; Herpotrichiellaceae
Product: 3'(2'),5'-bisphosphate nucleotidase
Exons: 1
Coding region: 1-1062 (353 amino acids)
Biological process (GO): phosphatidylinositol phosphate biosynthetic process; sulfate assimilation
Molecular function (GO): 3'(2'),5'-bisphosphate nucleotidase activity
Source: RefSeq, a predicted model, not a curated record